CUAGGUGAAAUGUCAUGUUUGACAGACAUUUAUAAAUACAAGUAACUUAGCUUGCCUUUGUAUUACUUCCUUUUCCGUGUUAGCUGUGAAAGAAGAAACAUGCCGCUAGCAAAAGAUUUAUUACACCCUUUACCCUCUGAGGAGAAACGUAAGCACAAGCUAAAACGCUUGGUGCAACAUCCCAACUCUUACUUUAUGGACGUGAAAUGCCCUGGAUGCUAUAGAAUUACGACAGUAUUCAGUCACGCCCAAGGUGUAGUUAUUUGCGCAGGUUGCUCCACAGUGUUAUGUCAACCAACUGGAGGACGUGCGAAAUUGACAGAAGGAUGCUCUUUCCGCAGAAAGCCUCAAUAAAUGAAACAUCUACGCUGUUAAAUACUAAAAAAUUUUUUUAGCUACAAAAUAAAAUCGACUUAAAUCCUUUA
Molecule: messenger RNA, 425 nt
Organism: Teleopsis dalmanni
Lineage: Eukaryota; Metazoa; Arthropoda; Insecta; Diptera; Diopsidae
Gene: RpS27
Product: 40S ribosomal protein S27
Exons: 3
Coding region: 100-354 (84 amino acids)
Biological process (GO): ribosomal small subunit assembly; translation
Cellular component (GO): ribosome; cytosolic small ribosomal subunit
Molecular function (GO): structural constituent of ribosome; RNA binding
Source: RefSeq, a predicted model, not a curated record